AUUCAAUAAAACUCCAUCGGUUUUCAAGCGAUUCGUCAACAAAUCAAUUGAAGCAAGAUUCAAUACAUUCGGUCACAUUCUGUUUUCAAAAGGCCAAGUAAAAGAUGUGUUCAUCUAUUUAGAAAGAGGAAUAAUCCAAGUGAUGUCCUGUUUUGACAGUUCGACUCCCAUUCUAUCGUUAUUCCCUGGAACUUGUCUGGUGAUCAAGUAUGUGAAUCUACGUCGAUCGAUACUGAGAGGAAUGCAAUUCCAUAAAACAACAAAGUCGAUUACGGACACAAUGAAAAACUACCUGCGGUUGUUGUGGGACAACCACCAUGGGUGUCAGGUGCCCCAGCUGUUGUUGCGGUCGCCGGUGCCGCUGCAGCAGAAGCUCUGCUGGAUUCUCUACAGACACCACUUCAACGAGCACCUACUCUUUUCAGGAUGCAAUGUGCUAUUUUUGCGUCAGCUGAUCGUGCACCUGAAAACCCAGUUUCUGUUCCCUGGAAACGUGGCCGUCGAGUCGGGAAUUGUGGACGACACCAUGUACUUUGUGCACAAGGGCGAAAUCGACAUCUACGAGCGGGACGACAUCGACUCACACUCAAAGUGGAGGUUUGUCUCCAAGAUGGCCACCGGUGGCUGCUUCGGCAUCGAGCAAGGCCUUGGUCGCGGAUUGGCUCACUCUCACAGGAUUGUUGCGCACACCUGUGUCACUCUGCUCAAGCUCGAAUUUCAGUCAUGGUCCUAUCUUCUUUACUAUUACCCUGUCAUUAGAAAGAAAUUAAUCAAAUAUCUAGCUAAUAAAGGCAUUUCAUAAUCUAACAUUUAUACUGUAAAUAAAAUUUGAUAUGAAUGA
This is a messenger RNA of Nilaparvata lugens (brown planthopper), 841 nucleotides long. Its product is annotated as potassium channel KOR1. Gene Ontology annotation, molecular function: voltage-gated potassium channel activity. Gene Ontology annotation, biological process: potassium ion transmembrane transport; regulation of membrane potential. NCBI's taxonomy places the organism in Eukaryota, Metazoa, Arthropoda, Insecta, Hemiptera, Delphacidae. The transcript has 3 exons. The record is from RefSeq and is a predicted model, not a curated record. The coding region runs from base 143 to 802 and encodes 219 amino acids.